This is a messenger RNA of Balaenoptera musculus (blue whale), 6103 nucleotides long. It is a transcript of the gene WDR3, whose product is annotated as WD repeat domain 3. Gene Ontology annotation, biological process: maturation of SSU-rRNA. The transcript has 27 exons. The record is from RefSeq and is a predicted model, not a curated record. Gene Ontology annotation, cellular component: Pwp2p-containing subcomplex of 90S preribosome; small-subunit processome. NCBI's taxonomy places the organism in Eukaryota, Metazoa, Chordata, Mammalia, Artiodactyla, Balaenopteridae. Gene Ontology annotation, molecular function: snoRNA binding; protein binding. Bases 117 to 2948 code for a protein of 943 amino acids.
AAGAGGCUCCUUGAGCGGACCCGGAAGGGGUGGGUUCGACGGGUGAGUCCAAUCAGUCCGGAGCCUCGUGGAGGCCAAGGUGCAGCUGCCUCACUUGUGGUGUCAGAUGUUCGAACAUGGGGCUCACCAGGCAGUACCUACGCUAUGUUGCCAGUGCAGUCUUUGGCCUUAUUGGCAGCCAGAAGGGUAAUAUUGUCUUUGUGACACUUCGUGGUGAAAAAGGACGCUAUGUGGCAGUACCAGCCUGUGAACAUGUUUUCAUCUGGGACUUAAGGAAAGGAGAGAAGAUUCUCAUCCUGCAGGGGCUUAAACACGAAGUCACUUUCUUGUGCCCCUCCCCAGAUGGGCUGCACUUAGCUGUUGGUUAUGAGGAUGGGUCUAUCCGAAUCUUCAGUCUCCUGAGUGGGGAAGGAAAUGUGACCUUCAAUGGACACAAAGCAGCAAUCACUUCCUUGAAGUAUGAUCAGCUAGGAGGCAGGCUGGCAUCUGGGUCCAAGGACACAGAUAUUAUCGUGUGGGAUGUGAUCAAUGAAAGUGGCCUCUACCGUCUAAAGGGGCACAAGGACGCUGUUACACAAGCAUUGUUUCUACGAGACAAGAAUCUGCUAGUUACCAGUGGGAAAGAUACCAUGGUGAAAUGGUGGGACCUUGAUACCCAGCACUGCUUCAAAACAAUGGUUGGCCACCGAACUGAGGUGUGGGGUUUGGUUCUGGUCUCAGAAGAAAAGCGACUCAUCACUGGGGCUUCUGACAGUGAACUGAGGGCUUGGGACAUAGCUUACCUGCAAGAGAUGGAAGACCCAGAAGAACCAGAGCCCAAGAAAGUCAAAGGGUCUUCCCCUGGAAUACAGGACACACGUGAAGCAGAGGAUGGUACCCUUGAGAUGGAUGAAGCUCCUGAGGAUCGCAUCCUUACGUGUAGAAAAGCUGGUUCCAUAAUGCGGGAAGGAAGGGACAGAGUUGUGAACCUUGCAGUCGACAGGACAGGCAGGAUUCUUGCUUGCCAUGGGACUGAUUCUGUGCUAGAAGUGUUUCGUAUCCUUUCCAAGGAGGAAAUUCAGAAGAAAAUAGACAAGAAGAUGAAGAAAGCUAAAAAGAAAGCAAAAUUAAAUUCUUGCAAAGAGGAGGAGGAAGACCUUGAAGUCAAUGUUGAAAUGACUCUGCAAGGUGAAAUCCAACGGGUGACGAAUAUCAAAACUUCUGCCAAAAUCAAAUCCUUUGACUUGAUUCAUACUCCUCAAGGAGAGUUAAAGGCUGUCUUCCUGCUGCAGAACAACUUGGUGGAAUUAUAUUCACUGAAUCCAUCCAUGUCAACUCCUCAGACUGUCAGGACAAACAGAAUUACCAUCGGGGGUCAUCGCAGUGACGUGCGGACUUUGUCAUUCAGCUCAGACAAUAUCGCUGUCCUUUCAGCAGCAGCUGAUUCCAUUAAGAUAUGGAACAGGUCUACACUGCAGUGUAUUCGCACGAUGACCUGCGAAUAUGCACUUUGCUCAUUCUUUGUACCUGGUGAUCGGCAGGUGGUCAUAGGAACAAAGACAGGAAAGCUGCAGCUUUAUGACUUGGCCUCAGGAAAUCUGCUGGAGACAAUAGAUGCACAUGAUGGAGCUUUAUGGUCCUUGUCGCUCUCUCCAGAUCAGCGUGGCUUUGUGACAGGUGGUGCAGAUAAAUCUGUCAAGUUCUGGGAUUUUGAGUUGGUGAAAGAUGAAAACAGUACCCAGAAGAGGCUUUCUGUGAAGCAAACCCGAACCUUGCAACUAGAUGAAGAAGUUCUGUGUGUCAGUUACUCUCCCAAUCAAAAGCUGUUGGCUGUGUCUUUGCUGGACUGUACUGUGAAAAUUUUCUAUGUUGAUACUUUAAAGUUUUUUCUCUCACUAUAUGGACACAAACUGCCUGUCAUAUGCAUGGACAUCUCUUAUGAUGGAGCGCUGAUAGCAACUGGUUCUGCCGACAGGAACGUGAAGAUCUGGGGUCUGGACUUUGGGGACUGCCACAAGUCUCUGUUUGCACAUGAUGACAGUGUGAUGUACCUAAAGUUUGUACCCAAGUCUCACCUCUUCUUCACUGCUGGGAAAGACCAUAAGAUUAAGCAGUGGGAUGCAGACAAAUUUGAACACAUACAAACUCUGGAGGGGCAUCACCAAGAAAUAUGGUGCUUGGCUGUAAGCCCCAGUGGGGACUAUAUUGUAUCAUCGUCCCAUGACAAAUCUCUGAGACUUUGGGAGAGAACAAGGGAGCCUCUUAUUCUUGAGGAAGAAAGGGAGAUGCAAAGGGAAGCAGAAUAUGAGGAGAGUGUGGCCAAAGAAGACCAACCAGUAGUUCCAGGAGAGACUCAAGGUGACAAUUACUUUACUGGAAAGAAAACUAUUGAAACGGUCAAAGCGGCUGAGAGGAUCAUGGAGGCUAUUGAGCUGUACCGAGAAGAAACUGCAAAAAUGAGAGAACACAAAGCCAUUUGUAAAGCUGCAGGGAAAGAGGUUCCUCUUCCCAUCAACCCCAUCCUGAUGGCUUAUGGCAGUAUCUCUCCUUCAGCUUAUGUGUUGGAGAUUUUUAAAGGAAUCAAGUCAAGUGAGCUGGAAGAAUCUCUGCUUGUGCUGCCUUUCUCUUACAUCCCAGACAUUCUUAAGCUCUUUAAUGAAUUCAUCCAGCUGGGCUCUGAGGUUGAACUUCUAUGUAGGUGCCUCUUCUUUCUCCUCAGGAUUCACUUUGGCCAGAUCACUAGCAACGAAAUGCUUGUGCCAGUGAUUGAAAAAUUAAAGGAAACAACUAUUUCAAAAGUCAGCCAAGUCCGGGAUGUUAUCGGCUUCAACCUGGCAGGUCUUGAUUAUCUCAAGAGGGAAUGUGAGGCAAAAAGUGAAGUUAUGUUUUUUGCUGAUGCUACCAGCCACUUGGAAGAAAAGAAGAGGAAAAAGAAAAAGAGGGAGAAGCUGAUUUUAACAUUGACUUAGAACUGAAAUGUGGUGCCUUUUUCAACUUUUUCUUGAAAAGGACUUCCAAACUAAGCAGCAGUAGAGUUGGUGUAAUCUUUGAAAUAAAUAAGAGGUUAUCAUGUUGCAAAAGAAAGAUCCUAGGAUGUGUUUCCUAACUUUGCCUGAGGGAAUUCCAACAUAGCAGUAUGGGCUCCAUUUCUUGGCCUGAAACACAGACUAGUUUAAAAUCUGUGCUCUGAAUGGCAAGCCCUGCAGGAGUUGUUCCCUUCUAGCAGGAAGCAAAGAACUUUUUAAAAAUCAAGUAUUUGUUUCACUAGAGUUGAAAUUAACAUUUCAGAAGUUUUCCUUAUUUCUUUUAUGUCAGAAGAUUUGUUGGGUAAUUUGUUGCCUCUCUGUAUUAGGUUUUACUGCCUACUGAGACAAUCAGGUAUGUAACUGAUUGCCCUCUGCCCAUAAAUGCAGAGUCUUGGACUUACAGAACUGAAAGGGACCAUAAAAGUUAUCUAGAACAGCCUCUUUAAACUUAACCUCUUGUAGGUGGUUUUAUCUGUGUAUAAAAAGCUCCUAAUUAAUUGCUGUUUAUACUUCUCUAAGUAGUUGUUUCUAAUUAAAGAGUAGUCAAGUAGAGAUGCCUUGCUGUGCACUAAUCAAAGAGAAGGGGAACUUACCUCAGAUAAAGUGAAAUGUACAGUAAGUAACUGAGCUAUAUAGCUUUUGGUCAAAGUAUCUGAAACUCCUUACCUAAAGGUUUGAGGUUAACAGGUGAGUUUAAAAAAAAAUUCUAAGCCAAGCUAAUUUCUAGUCAUUAAGUCAGAAUUUAUUGGUUUAGCCAGCCAUUGGCUACAUACAAUCCUUUGUACUGAAACCAUUUAAUGAAUAAUCUCUUGCAAAUGAUGCAUUGUUACCUAUGGAAGCCUGUAAUGCCAUAAAGAGGAGGCUCAUGAAUGGUUUAUUAGGAGUAUACCAUCUAAGCUUAACUUAAAAUAGAAAUAAAUAAAUCUCCAUAUGUCUAUAUAUAUUUAUUUCAAAUAAGCUUAGAUGGUAUACUCCUAAUACGAAGUAUAUGCUUAACAAUUUGAGAUUCCCUGGCUAGAAGUUAGGUGCUUAGUGUAGUAAUUGUAUUAAUUAAAGUGUUUCUCUGUGACAAGUAUCAUAAGUCAUAUCUCAUCCCAAAGAAGUCUAGCAGAGCAUCUAGGACAGUGACCAAGGAGACAGUGGCGUCUGUCACUGGCAUGUAGGGUUCUACUCACCUAUCCGUCAGUGCAGCCUUUCCAGGCCAGACCAGGCAGGAGCUUAGGAGGAAGCCACCUGGCCUACAAACAGUAUCUACAAUCCAUCCCCUUUCCUCAUAAUCUAAGAGCCUUAGUUUUGAGAUAGGACUGAGGCUCUUAAGGAUAACAUCACCUUAUAUUCUAAGUCCUAUCUAUCUCUUUAUUUCUGAGGUUGUGAGAUGCGAGCAGCUCUGAUGUGUACCGCAGUCACUGGCCCGAUCCUUGGUAGGGCCGAGUGCUAGCUGCCCUUGUAUAAUCCCUACCCACCCAAGCGUAGGCUGGGCCUAGUGACCUGCUUCUAAAGAAUAGACUACAACAAAUGUAAUAGGAUAUCUCUUCCAAGGUUAGGUUAUAAAACCCUGAAUUCUGCCUUGCUCGUGCUCUCUCAGGUCUUCUUGAUCACUCUGGUAAACACAAGCUGCCAUGUUGUGAGAUGCCCUGAGGGCAAUCUCCAGACAACAGCCAGUGAGGGACUGAGGUCCUCAGUCUAACAGCCUGUAAGAAGCUGCAUCCUGCCAACGACUGCUUGAGUGAACUGAAAGCAGGUUCACCCCUAGUUAAGCCAGAGUACCCAACAGCUCUAUGCCUGGAUUCCUGACCCACACAAGCUAUGAGAUCAUAAUGUCUGUUGCUUUAAGCUUACUGAGUUUUGGGGUAAUUUGUUACGUAGCAAUAGAUAACUAAUACAGCUUCUGUAGAGCAAAUUACCUAACCUGGUUAUGUUUCAGAUUACUCAUCUACAAAAUGGCAUGAUGCUACCUACACUGAAGUUAUUAUAAAGUACUUACCACUGGCUCAGAGUAAACACAGAAUAUGUUACUUUUACUGUGUGAGACAUACAAGGUAUAAACCUAUAGAAUGAUUCCAAUAUAUACAUAGAUAAGAUUGGAAAGAAAUGGACUAAAAUGUUAUCUGUCAGAUAUUACAGAGAAUCUUUACAAUAGAUGUCUAAUAUGAGUAAGUACAUUGGGCAUCUUGUAAUCUCAUUAACUCUGAUAAUAUGAACAAAGAGGCAUAAAGACAACAUCACUUAAGACAUUUCUUCUAUUAGGUACAUUCAUGUUGUUACUUUUUUUUUUUUUUGAGUGCUUAUUCAUUCUUUACUUAUUUCCAAACCUUCCCAGGGUUGAAAAGAUAUUUAUUCAGCUAUGGGACAGUUUAAUCUCUAGUUGGCUAAGGUUACUGGAACAGUAAUUCAUACUCAUGUUACAGUCACCAUCGUAGACAGGCUAAGGAAAUAGUCCUACUUACUGGUCAAGAUUUUGAGACUACAGAGGAGAUAUAGGGACUAAAUUAACCCAUGUCAUUCUUUCUGAAGCAUAUAAGGAUAUGUUUAGUUCUUUUUCAAAACUAUUUCCUAUAUCAGUAGGAGACUCAAAGAUCAUACCUCUUCCAAUUCUUUCAUGUGAUUUGGGUAACAGGAAUCCUAUAUUUGCACUCAGGUUUCAGUUAACUUCUCUCAAUUCUUGAUUGAGUUCUGAACUUCUUUAGCAAUGAGUCACAAUUUUGAAGCAUGUUAUUACUUUUGAUAGAUUGGUGCCAGCAGACAUUACGAAUAUUUGAAAGCUCUUCUGUAGUUUUCAGAAUUGUCCAGCUAGAGUUUCAAACUUCACCACUGCUUAGUUUAAGAUAACUUCUGAAAGGCAUGGACUAGAACCGAGAUAAAUCACAUCUUAAUCAGUGGUUCCCAAAGUAUAUUCCAAGACCCCUAGGGGUCUGAAGACUCUUCCGAGUAGUCCACAAGGUCAAAAAUAUUUCAAAACAAUAAAUUUAAUAAUGUCCUCCAGGAAUUCAUGUCCACCCAGAGCCUAUGAAUGUGACCUUAUUUGGAAUUUGGAUCUUUACAAAUAUAAUUAGUUAAGAUUAGGUCAUUCUAGAUAAGAUUAAAUCCAAUGAUUUGCU